UCAAACUGCACCACAACAAAGUUCAGCCCAGUUCGUUGUGCGUGUGUUCGGCGUCACACGGAAAUGAAAUGAUAAAGUGUUCGUGUUAGAAUAUUUAAAAAACAGAAACACAGCAUGAGUUCGGCGGCGGCUCGGUGUGACGUCAACGAGGACAGCUGCAGCUAACGUCCUCCGGAGCCAUGACAUUGACUCUUGUCCGAUAACAGCCUAAAGGAAACCUGAGACAGUUCUACAGUGAGAUGAAGUGUCUCCUGCCUCGCUUCACCAACACCAGCUGCUCCAUGAGGAGUUCCAGGAGAGACUGAAGGGCGACAUGGGCUCUCUCGCUGUUUGUCUGUCCCGGGGCCAUCGCCUCCUCCCUCUCUCCGCUCACCUGAGUCGACUCGUCCAGGGAGGUAAACAGGCUUCACGCCCUGGGAGCUCCGGCUGCUCUCAGAUCAGCUGUCACCGAGCAGGGAGCUCUCUCCACCUCAGACCUGCUCCAUCACCUCUGCGGCUCCACAGCAAUGGACCGACCCUGUGUCUCCAGGUUCGCCCCAGACCCCCGUCCCCCCUGCAGCCGGGUCCUGUCCCCAGCUGGGGGGGACAGCAGCUCCACACCUCAGCCCCCCGCAGAGCCCUUCCUGCUCCUCUCCUGUGGCUGGUGCUCAAACCUCUGCAGAAGAUCCUGGCUAUCAUACUGGGCAGGAGCAUAAGGAAGUGGUGGGUUUCUCUUCCCUCCAACCGUCGGCAGCUCCUGCACGAAUGGGUCCGGAGGCGUCGUUGGCAUCUGGCAGGAGGGGCGGGUGUUGCCAUGGUGAUUGCGGCUCUACUCCUACUGACUCACCUGGAUGAGUCUCCUGUGACGGGACGGACCCGCCUCCUGGUGUUCAGCAGAGAGAACUACAUGGAGCUGGCUGCUCUGACUUCAGAGGCUUACAUGGAGGAGUUUGCAGACUUGCUCCUUCCAGUCACUGACCCCCGUCACAAGGUGGUGGAGCGGGUGGUGCAGCAUCUGGCACAAAGGAACAAGGACAUCCCUGAAGUGUCUGAUGUCACCUGGACCGUCCACAUAGUGCAAAGUCCAAAUGUCAACGCUUUUGUCCUUCCAAACGGGAAGGUGUUCAUGUUCACGGGGAUGCUGGACACUGUGGUGGAUGUUCACCAGCUCACCAUCGUCCUGGGACACGAGAUGGCUCAUGCAUUACUGGGACACUCUGCAGAACAGGCCAGUCUGUCUCAUGUCGUGGACCUCCUGUCUCUUAUUCUGCUGACAGCCAUAUGGGCUGUUUGUCCUCGAGACAGCCUGGCACUGCUGGGACAGUGGGUGCAGGACAAGCUUACUCAGCUGAUGUUCAGUCGUCCCUACAGUCGCAAGCUGGAGGCCGAGGCCGACAAAGUGGGAUUACAGUUGGCUGCUAAGGCAUGUGCAGAUGUGCGGGCAGGACCUGUUUUCUGGCAGCAAAUGGAAAUCAGAGACCAGCUGACAGGAGAGCCCACCUUCCCGGAGUGGCUGUCCACACACCCGUCGCACAGGAACAGAUUCACUCUGAUGGACAGCCUCAUACCAGAGGCUCUGGAGUUGAGGGAAAGUUGUGUCUGCCCUGCUCUUCCUGAAUCGGACCCCCGUGUCGUCUUCGCCAAGAGCGUCCAGGUGUUGCUGAAAAACGCUAAGGAUCGAGAAAGAGGACCAGAGGGGGCAAGCAAGACCCACCUGCCUCACAGCCCUGCCUCUCUCUCUCCUGCACUGCCUGCUGCUCUGCUUCCCCAAACUGCACCUCUCCCUUCCCCAAGUGUGGGUCAACAGAGCAAAGGUCCUGUCCCAGCUGUAGCUUCAGAGAUAGUAGCAGCCCCUGUCCCUGCUCAGGACAGAACACAGGACGGGUUGCAGAUCAGCUGACAGGGAAGUUAAAUCUUCACUCUGGUUUUUCACUGACCGGACUGGACUGUUUACUGCUGCUAACUGAUAUUUCCUUAAUUUUAAUUUAAGGGGUUUCUGGUGAGACCCCUACUGGUCAAUCAGGGUAUCAGUGCAAUAGAGGGUAGAGCUGGGGUUGAUAAUGUGAAAAGAAGUAGACAGGGGUCUUUCUAGUUUCAGAGAAAAUCUUUGGAAAAUGUUGCCAUGAAUAAAAAGAUUGAAAAUCA
Limanda limanda (common dab) is the source of this 2124-nucleotide messenger RNA. It is a transcript of the gene oma1, whose product is annotated as OMA1 zinc metallopeptidase. Bases 314 to 1879 code for a protein of 521 amino acids. The transcript has 8 exons. The record is from RefSeq and is a predicted model, not a curated record. Gene Ontology annotation, biological process: mitochondrial protein processing; protein quality control for misfolded or incompletely synthesized proteins. NCBI's taxonomy places the organism in Eukaryota, Metazoa, Chordata, Actinopteri, Pleuronectiformes, Pleuronectidae. Gene Ontology annotation, cellular component: mitochondrial inner membrane. Gene Ontology annotation, molecular function: metalloendopeptidase activity.